UACAAGGUUAAUUUCUUGUAAAAAAAGUAAAUUAUAUCUAUAUAAAAAAAAACAUAUAUUAUUACUAUUAUAAUAGAUUCACAAGUAAAACAAUCACAAAAAUAUAUCUGCAUUUAGGGCACAUCUAUUUGGACAUUAUUAAACCUUGUAAUAUAUUUUUAUGAUUAUAUGAUAGUAAUUUCAUUAUCUUCGUUUUCAUUGUUCCUUCUUAUAUAGUGUAGAACUGAUGUAUACUAUCUCUUUUUUUUAAGGAAACUUUUUAGAGUAUCUCUUUGAAUAAAGUGAAAGAAAUAAUUUAAUAAAUAAAUAAAAUUUAAUGACCAAAAUGAUAAACAAAAAAAAAAAAAAAGGAUACCAAGCAAAUUCAAUCCAUAUUAAUUAGGUUAAGUAUUUGAUGUUACUUCAUCUGUAAGAUACAAGUAACCGAUCAGUAACGCAAAUUCUAUUUAUACUCCACAAUUUAUUGCGAUUGAUUUGUUACUAGCAAUUCAACCUUCUUUGUUCUCCACAAAUUUGGUGCCCUUUAUUUGUUUUCCCAGAUACAAGCAAUUCAAUAACCUUUUUGCAAUUAUAAUGGAGUCAGCAGCUUCCAAUUCUUCUCCUUCAUACUCCCCAUAUUCAAGAUUCUCAUCCUACUCACCUGAAUACACCCCUUCGUCACCUGAAUACACUCCGUCGUCUCCUGAGUACACACCAAGGUCACCUGAAUACUCUCCGUUGUCUCCUGAAUACACUCCAUCGUCUCCUGAGUACACACCAAGGUCACCUGAAUACACUCCGUCGUCUCCUGAAUACACUCCAUCGUCUCCUGAGUACACACCAAGGUCUCCUGAAUACACUUCGUCGUCUCCUGAGUACACACCAAGGUCACCUGAAUACACUCCGUCGUCUCCUGAAUACACUCCGUCGUCUCCUGAGUACACACCAAGGUCACCUGAAUACACUCCGUCAUCUCCUGAGUACACACCAAAGUCACCUGAAUACACCCCGUUGUCUACUGAAUACACUCCAUCUUCACCAGUUUAUUCGCGGUGUAAGAGACGAGGAGAGACACCUUUUAAGGUGUAGAUCAAGAAGAGAAAAACAAGCAAGGCACCUUUGAUUUUUGUAUGGCAGUUUAGUGUUAAUAAUUGAUAAGAUGUUAAUGUUAAAGCAAUAAUGUUUUUGAAUUUUCUGUA
Chenopodium quinoa (quinoa) is the source of this 1178-nucleotide messenger RNA. Its product is annotated as DNA-directed RNA polymerase II subunit RPB1-like. Gene Ontology annotation, molecular function: DNA binding. NCBI's taxonomy places the organism in Eukaryota, Viridiplantae, Streptophyta, Magnoliopsida, Caryophyllales, Amaranthaceae. Gene Ontology annotation, biological process: transcription by RNA polymerase II. Bases 574 to 1068 code for a protein of 164 amino acids. The transcript has a single exon. The record is from RefSeq and is a predicted model, not a curated record.